Cucumis sativus (cucumber) is the source of this 966-nucleotide messenger RNA. RefSeq names its product protein LURP-one-related 17. Lineage: Eukaryota; Viridiplantae; Streptophyta; Magnoliopsida; Cucurbitales; Cucurbitaceae. The record is from RefSeq and is a predicted model, not a curated record. The transcript is spliced from 2 exons. The coding region runs from base 121 to 774 and encodes 217 amino acids.
AUGGAGUAUCGAAGCUCCGUCCGACAAUGAGAGUCUAUAAAUAUCUUCUUAGUUCUUCUUCCACCACUAAACAAUCUUCAUUUUUUUAGAACAAUUCCUCUUUCAAUUGAACAAAUCAAGAUGCUCUUCUUCAAAUCUUCAUCCGGAGCAGUGCACCAAGAAUCCCAGCUGCCCCCGGAGGAGCUCAAGGAAACCUGCGCCGUUUCUGGCUCACCUGUCUCACUGACGGUGUGGAGGAAGUCACUCCUACUCUCCUGCAACGGCUUCACAGUGAUCGAUCGUAACGGAAACAUCGUAUACAGAGUCGACAAUUACACCGGACGACCAGAGGAAAUGAUUCUGAUGGACGGCCUCGGAAAAUCCGUCCUCACAAUGUGCCGUUCCAAGAAGCUAGGAUUAGGGGAAAACUGGUGCGUAUACGAAGGGGAAGUAGAAGGAAAAACUAAGGGAAGAAAGAACAAACCAAUAUGUCGAGUGAAGAAGAACAUAAACAUACUACAUGUGGAUCCGAAUAGGAAAGUACUAGCGCAUGUAUACGAUUACAGAAUAUCGAAGAAGAAGUACGCGUAUAGCGUGGAAGGUUCAUACGGAGAGCGAUCGUGCAAGGUAUUGGAUGGUGCGUCGAGGAGAGUGGUGGCGGAGGUGAGGAGGAAGGAGGCGGUGAAGGGCGGGGUUUGUUUUGGGGGGGAGGUAUUCGUUCUGGUGAUUGUUCCUGGUUUUGAUUGUGGAUUAGCGAUGGCUUUGGUUUUACUUUUGGAUCAAAUGUUCUCUUAGAAUUUGAAUUCGGUUCUUCUUCUUGUUCUUAAUUAAUUGGUGUCCUUCUCCAUAGUCCAUAAUUUCUGGAAAGGGAUUUUUAAUUUUUUUUUUCAAAAUCCUUUUCUUUAAAAUAUUUGAGUGUACAAAAUUGGUUUGUUGAAGAACAGAGUAGACGUAAUAACAUUUGCUUUUGUGUUUGUCUGUCUUUCA